GAAAUUCGAAAAUACGUAUAUACAUCUGUGCUUAUUGAUCAACUUCGAUACAAUACCAUUUUUUUUCCGUUGCUAAAUAUUUUUAAUAGUAUUGAAUCACAUCCGUACAACAUGGCGUCUCCAACUGAUGCUGGACCUGUACAAGAAGUAGCAACAGAUCAGUAUAGCCCAACUACAGAUGAUAAAGAUAAAUUGAUCCUUGGUAAGAACCCAGAAAGAUCUGAAUUAUCACCUUUGCAGAUUCAAGAUUGCAAUCAAACACCACAACCUCCAAGUGAAACUUUAAAAAUAUUAAUAGUCUCGUCAAUAAUCUUCUCAGUCGGUGUUACUGUAGCUCUAAUUCUCACAAUUUAUCUUGGUCCGCCACAGGUAGAACCAACUGGAGCAGUUGUUUGUGAUGUUCCCAAGUGUUCAGAUUUAGGAAGGAAAAUACUCGAGGAUGGGGGCUCAGCCGUUGAUGCAGCUGUUACUACAACUUUAUGCGUUGGUUUAGUAGAUGCCCAAUUUUCAGGAGUUGGAGGGGGUGGUUUCAUGGUUGUGAGAAAACAUAAACAAGAUGUGAAUUUGGCUAUCGAUUUCCGUGAAACAGCUCCUGGAAAAACAACAAAAGAGAUGUUCAAAGGAAAAGAAAACUCACUAUUUAAAAAUGGAUUAUCCGUUGCUGUACCAGGGGAGAUUAAAGGACUAUACGAAGCUCAUCAGAAAUUUGGACAAAAAAGCUGGAAAGAUGUUGUAAUGCCAGUUGUGAAAUUAGCAAGAGAUGGUUUUGAGGCUACUGCUGAUAUGAUUAGGGUUUUAGAGAAAGAGAAAGACCUCAUAAAGAAUACUUAUGCAGAUCCACAAAAGCAUUUAAGAACUAAUUAUUUUAAUGGAGAAAACAUAAUAAAGAAAGGAGAUAAAAUUAAAAGAACCGUGUUCGCAAAUGUUUUGGAGAAGGUUGCUCUAAACGGACCUGAUGCAUUCUAUAAGGGUCCUAUUGCUGAAAAUAUUGUUAGUGCUGUAAAUAAAAGUGGUGGAAUUAUGACAUUAUCGGAUCUUGCCAAUUAUAAAGUUAAGACUUAUGUACCGGUUACUUCAGAGUUUUUAGGGAAUAUUCUACAUAUGCCUAGCUUUCCCAGUGGAAGUCCGGCAACAGCUUUAAUCUUAAAUAUCUUAAAGAAGUACAAAUUAAAAAAAGCUGAUAAAAAAGAUCCUCUUUUUUAUCAUAGAUUUAUUGAAGCUACUAAAUUUGCAAGGUCUCUCUGGCUAAAUAAAUCAGGGGAUUUAAUGAACAAUGAAGAACCUAAACACCUUGUUACUUCUGUGUUUCUCAACGAAACAGUUGCUGAAAGGUUAAAAGAUUUAAUCAAUGAUAAUUCCACAAAUGAUGAGGACUUCUAUAAAUUUCCAAACGAGCCAUUAUCUUUUGGUACUUCACAUAUUUCUGUUAUCGGCCCUUCAGAGGAUUUAGUUUCUCUCACAACGACAAUAAAUAUGCAUUUUGGAGCAGGAGUAGUAACAAAAGAUGAUGUUAUUCUGAACAAUGAAAUGGCCGAUUUCUCUAUUCCGGGAUUACAUGAAGACGAGUUUAAUUUUCCUGAACCUUUUAAAAGACCCAGAUCUGCAAUGGCUCCAGUUAUUUUAAGGAAAAAGGACUCUCAGUGUGGCCUGAGAUUAAGUGUUGGGGGCGUGAAUGGUAGCAGGAUUUUUCCAGGUGUAGGACAAGUAAUAUCAAACAUAGUCGGACUGCAGAUGAAUAUAUCGGAAGCUAUAAAAGUACCAAGAUUGUUUCCUGUCGUAACUACGAGGGUUGUUGAAUAUGAUCGACCGGAUGAAAUAGGUGGUCUUAAAGAAGCAUUAGAAAAGAAAGGGCAUAAACUUAAAAUAGAUAACAAUGGAGUUAACUUGGUAAAUUUAGCCGGAAAGUUAGAUGAAGAUAUCAUUGGAUACGCAGAUCCAAGACGUGCUGGAAAAGCUUCUGUAUUUUAG
Molecule: messenger RNA, 1968 nt
Organism: Dimorphilus gyrociliatus
Lineage: Eukaryota; Metazoa; Annelida; Polychaeta; Dinophilidae
Source: the annotation of a GenBank genome assembly